Spodoptera littoralis (African cotton leafworm) is the source of this 2184-nucleotide messenger RNA. The record is from the annotation of a GenBank genome assembly. Lineage: Eukaryota; Metazoa; Arthropoda; Insecta; Lepidoptera; Noctuidae.
AUGAACAGCAACCAGUUUCAUGAUUUGUUUGGGUCGCAGUGGCCUCCAGAUCAACACGGAGGUCACUCGUCGGCUUCCACCAUGCUGCACCAAUCCCAGGGACUGCCACAAGGCAUGCAGUUGAAGAGAGAGCCCCAUACUGAUGGCCAGCAGGUCAUGCACAACCAAAUACCUAUGGACAUCACUUCAGGGUCUGUGGCAGACAGCACAUCACCUCCGCCCGGUGGUAACGAAGGGAUGUAUGGAUCAUCUAUGCCUGGAAUGUACAUGGAUAAGAAAGGACCUAACUCCAUACGAGCUCAAAUCGAAAUAAUACCAUGCAAGGUGUGUGGAGACAAAUCGUCAGGAGUCCACUAUGGAGUGAUCACCUGCGAGGGAUGCAAGGGAUUCUUCAGAAGAUCACAAAGCACAGUGGUGAACUACCAAUGCCCGCGAAACAAAGCGUGCGUGGUGGAUAGAGUGAACCGGAACCGCUGCCAAUACUGCAGACUACAGAAGUGCUUGAAACUCGGAAUGAGUCGAGAUGCGGUGAAGUUUGGACGUAUGUCGAAAAAGCAACGCGAGAAAGUGGAAGAUGAGGUGCGAUUCCAUCGUGCACAGAUGAGAGCGCAGACUGAUACAGCGCCUGAUUCAGUUUAUGAUGCCCAGCAACAGACACCAAGCUCAAGCGACCAGUUCCAUGGUCACUACAACGGAUACCCAGGCUACGGGUCUCCCCUAUCAUCAUACGGGUACAACAACCCACAGCCACUCCAGUCCAACAUGGGUGGAAUCCAGCCCCAGCCCACCCAACAACAGCCCUACGAUGUAUCAGCUGACUACGUCGACUCCACAACAGCAUACGAACCGAAACAAACUGGAAGUUUCCUGGACCAGGAUUUCAUCAGUCAUGACGAACAACAAAAAGGGACAACUAUAGUACGACCCACCGGUUCCACAUCAACAUCGACGGCGACCACAUCAACAACAUCAAUGCGACAAUCAACCAUUAACGAGAUACCACGAUCCAGACUCCAAGAGUACGAUCGCUAUGAAGAAUCCCGAAUCCAGUCCCCAGCAUCAAUUUCCAGCGGAGUGCUAAAUAUAAAACAAGAAAUAAAACCAGAAACGUCAAUGAGUGUCGACAACUUGGUACCGAGCUAUGUGGAUUCCACGACAUUUUUACAUAGUCCGUCGAACAUCCAACACAGUCCAAUGGACAUCCAGAACUCUGUAUUGGUCAGUGGACAUAAUUCUGUGUCGAUGGCUAGCGAUGACUUGAGUCCUGAUGACUUGACGUCAAGUAGUGGGCAUGGGAGACUAAUGGACCCGCUUAACAUGAAUAUGUCUGGGAUGGGUAUGGUGAACCCUAAUGCCAUUUCCAGAAGAUCUCAAGGCGCCAGUCAUAGUACGAACGAUGAUAUGCCGUCGGAGGGCGAUAUAAGCAAGGUGCUGGUGAAGAGUUUGGCUGAAGCUCAUGCGAACACCAAUCCCAAAUUGGAGUACAUCCAUGAGAUGUUCAGAAAGCCACAGGAUGUGUCCAAACUCCUUUACUUCAGCUCGAUGACAUACGAGGAGAUGUGGCUGGAUUGUGCGGACAAAUUGACUGGAAUGAUACAGAACAUCAUUGAGUUCGCCAAGUUAAUACCUGGCUUCAUGAAACUGACGCAAGAUGACCAGAUUCUGCUGUUGAAGUCUGGUUCAUUCGAGUUGGCCAUUGUGAGACUUUCUCGACUGAUAGACGUGAACCGUGACCAAGUAUUGUACGGAGAUGUAGUGCUGCCUAUCAGGGAGUGCGUGCAUGCACGUGAUCCCCGUGACGUGGCACUAGUGGUGGGUAUAUUUGAGGCGGCGAAGACCAUCGCGCGACUCAAGCUGACUGAGACUGAACUGGCGCUCUACCAGAGCCUUGUGCUUUUGUGGCCAGAGCGACACGGAGUCCGCGGUAACCCUGAGAUCCAGUGUCUGUUCAACAUGUCGAUGGCGGCUAUCCGGCACGAGAUCGAGUCCAACCAUGGACCCGUCAAGGGUGACGUCACAGUGCUAGACACACUGAUCAACAAAAUACCCAACUACAGAGAACUGGCGCUGAUGCACUUGGAGGCAUUGUGUCGUUUCAAGGCGGCGCACCCCCACCACGUGUUCCCAGCACUCUACAAAGAGCUGUUCUCACUGGACAGUGUCCUGGACUACACCCACGGCUAG